Zasmidium cellare ATCC 36951 is the source of this 858-nucleotide messenger RNA. RefSeq lists its product as uncharacterized. The transcript is spliced from 2 exons. Gene Ontology annotation, molecular function: hydrolase activity. Lineage: Eukaryota; Fungi; Ascomycota; Dothideomycetes; Mycosphaerellales; Mycosphaerellaceae. The coding region runs from base 1 to 858 and encodes 285 amino acids. The record is from RefSeq and is a predicted model, not a curated record.
AUGCGCGACACCCACCUCAACACCGCCCAACUCUUCCAACGCAAACCCAGCACCACCUCAUCCCCCGGCCCCCUCAUCGUCCUCUUCCACGGCGGCGGCUUCGCAGUCGGCUCCCCCAUCCAAUUCACCCUCCUGGCACGAAGCCUCGUCUCCCUCCUCCCCUGCACGGUAAUAAGUGCGGCCUACCGCCUCGCCCCCGAAACCCCCUUCCCCACCCCCGCCCAAGACGCCUGGGAUACCCUCUCCCACCUCGCCUCACACCCGCCCCCCGGCGUCGACCUCGCGCGCGGCUUCAUCAUCGGCGGCGCAUCCUCCGGCGCAAACCUCGCGGCCGUCGUGGCGCAGCUCGCUCAGACCCACAACCUCUCACCACCACUGACGGGCCAGUUUCUCAGCCUGCCGCUCAUCUUCCCCUCGGAGGAGAGCGUACCGGAGAGUUAUAGAGAGAUGUACACCUCCAUUUCCCUCAACGACAAAGAUCCGAUCCAAUCUCUCCCCUCCCUGCACGCCAUCCUGCGGCGCUACGCGCCGAAUCCGCGCUCGCCGCUCUUCAGCCCUGUGAAUAGCCUCUCCUUCGACCCGGCCAAACUCCCAAAGACGUACAUCCAAGUCUGCGGCCUGGAUCCCCUGCGCGACGACGGGAUUAUCUAUGAGAAGCUGUUGCGGGAGGAAGGCGGUGUGGCGACCCGGUUGGAUGUGUAUGAAAAGUUCCCGCAUGGGUGGUGGUUGUUCAUGCCGGGGUUGAGGAGUUCGGGGGAGGCGGUGGGGGAUAUGGUUAGGGGGGUUGGGUGGUUGUUGGGGGUGGAGGUGGAUGCGGGGAGGGUGAGGGGAGGCAAUGAUGAAUCUUCUGCUGGAUGA